This is a messenger RNA of Drosophila busckii, 941 nucleotides long. Its product is annotated as alcohol dehydrogenase. NCBI's taxonomy places the organism in Eukaryota, Metazoa, Arthropoda, Insecta, Diptera, Drosophilidae. Gene Ontology annotation, molecular function: alcohol dehydrogenase (NAD+) activity. The coding region runs from base 71 to 835 and encodes 254 amino acids. The record is from RefSeq and is a predicted model, not a curated record. Gene Ontology annotation, biological process: alcohol metabolic process. Gene Ontology annotation, cellular component: cytoplasm. The transcript has 4 exons.
UAUUGCCAGCGCAGUGUAGGCAGCUAGAUCGGGAUUAAUAUAAAUAACUAUAUUUUAUAUAAACAAAAGCAUGGAUCUCACCAACAAGAAUAUUAUUUUUGUGGCUGGACUUGGAGGCAUUGGCCUGGACACCAGUCGCGAGCUGGUCAAGCGCUCUCCCAAGAACCUGGUGAUCCUUGAUCGAGUUGACAAUCCCGUCGCUGUUGCUGAGCUGAAGGCAAUGAAUCCCAAGGUGACCGUUACAUACUAUCCAUAUGAUGUAACUGUACCUGUGGUCGAGACCGUCAAGCUGCUGAAGACCAUUUUCGCCAAGGUGAAGACCGUCGAUGUGCUCAUCAAUGGCGCCGGCAUCUUGGACGAUCAUCAGAUCGAGCGCACCAUUGCCAUCAACUUCACGGGCCUGGUCAACACCACCACCGCCAUGAUGGAGUUCUGGGAUAAGCGCAAGGGCGGUCCAGGCGGCGUUGUUGUCAACAUUUGCUCCGUCACCGGUUUCAAUGCCAUCUACCAGGUGCCCGUCUACAGCGCCUCCAAGGCGGCUGUAGUGAGCUUCACCAUGUCCAUGGCGAAACUCGCGCACAUUACUGGCGUCACUGCCUUCUCGGUGAAUCCCGGCAUUACCAAGACCACGCUGGUGCACAAGUUCAACUCCUGGCUGGAUGUGGAGCCACGUGUGGCCGAGCUGCUGCUGGAGCAUCCCACCCAGACCACACAGCAGUGUGCCCAGAACUUUGUCAAGGCCAUUGAGGCGAACAAGAAUGGCGCAGUCUGGAAGUUGGACUUGGGUCGCUUGGAUUUGGUUGAAUGGACCAAGCACUGGGACUCGGGCAUCUAAGCUGACGGCCAAAUUGCAUUUGAUUUCAUAACUGAACCCUUCACACUUUUAUAAUCACACUGAAAGCUUUGCUAUCUCCAAAUACAAAAACAAUGAUGCGAUAAAA